This is a messenger RNA of Scatophagus argus, 938 nucleotides long. It is a transcript of the gene mrpl48, whose product is annotated as mitochondrial ribosomal protein L48. The coding region runs from base 154 to 786 and encodes 210 amino acids. The transcript is spliced from 8 exons. NCBI's taxonomy places the organism in Eukaryota, Metazoa, Chordata, Actinopteri, Scatophagidae. Gene Ontology annotation, cellular component: mitochondrial ribosome. The record is from RefSeq and is a predicted model, not a curated record.
AAUAGAACGGACUGACUUCCUAUGGGUACUUCCGGUCCCAGCGAUAGCAGUUGACGCGUGUGUUCUUGAUGGUUUCUUGCUGAUGUUCUAGUUAAAUGUAGCUAACUCGCCGAACCACGUUUCGUUAAACACAGACAGAGGGAGGCUAACGCCAUGAAUUCUGUCCUUAGAAAGUUGCAGGUGUCUGUCACACAGCAGGCAUCGGUGUUUAAUCAAGCUUUUAUAUUAUGUCGGGCCACACCAUCCGUCUGGCAUCCUGUUUGGGCUUUUGUAAACGAAAGACAAUACAGAAGGAUGCCAACCCACGGGAUUGGGAGGUGGAAAUAUCUCAUGCCUAAACUAACGCGAAAGAAGAAAAAAGACCGACACCAGAUGAAACCGCUCAUGCCGGCGACGGACACUGAGUACGGGACUCUGAACGUGAAAGUGUCCGGAUAUGACAUGACACUGGUGGAGCACUACUCCCAGUACAUCCACAAGUUCUGCAACCGGCUGGGAAUCAAAUUAGCAGAAUGCUAUGCUUUGCCGACUAAGAGCACGGAGGUCUUGCUAGAACAAGAACAAGGUGCCAAGCUGUACGUGGACGCCAUCCUAAAGACUCACGAGCGAGUCAUCCAGCUCAGCAGUCUGAACGCCCUGUUGUGUCCAGUUUUCAUGGAAGUUCUUCUGAAGAAUCAGCCGGAGGGAAUCCAGCUUUCCAUUAUGGAGCACACAGAGGCGGAUUUCCAAGCACGUUUCAAGAAGCGUCCGGACUUGGAGGAGCUCCUCGCUCAGAUGAACCAUUAGGACCUGUGGACCACAUGCACGAAGCCUCGUUAGCAAGGAAUACCUGUUUGAUUGAAUGCUGUUCAAUGUGAUCGUUUGCAUUGAAAUAACUGUACACAUUAUUUAACUUUAUUUUGUGACCUCUGGGAAAUAAAAUGCUUUUCUGAACGCAA